Molecule: messenger RNA, 1233 nt
Organism: Haplochromis burtoni (Burton's mouthbrooder)
Lineage: Eukaryota; Metazoa; Chordata; Actinopteri; Cichliformes; Cichlidae
Product: probable thiopurine S-methyltransferase
Exons: 10
Coding region: 114-1076 (320 amino acids)
Molecular function (GO): thiopurine S-methyltransferase activity
Source: RefSeq, a predicted model, not a curated record
CGCUGCGUUUAUUGAUCGGAGAGCUUGCCCGGUCAGCUGUGUUGCUGAACUAUUAGCAGCCUUCAUUCAGGAGAGACACGCUUUGAGUUUACGGGAAAACAUGUGCGGUUCUAAUGUCUUUUCACGAGUACUGUGGUUGUUUUUAUGCUGCGCUAUUGCAAGUUUCCCCUUUACGCCAUAGUUUAGUUUAUAACGGGACAACAAGCUCGUGCAGAUCCACGAUUAAUGCAGAUGAUUUUCUACCAGAAGGUUCAAAUGACCCAUCGGUUGGGUUUUGUAACCCUGCAGGUGACAGCUCAUGGACCACACGUGCUUACAUUUUGCCGUUGCUCUGCUCUCCUUUAACCGCUGAUCGUCAGGCAAACAUAACCAGCAUGCUGGAACAGCAGGCAGAUCGGGUCAUGGCCCUCGGUGAAUGGGAGGAACGCUGGCAACAGAACAAAAUCGGCUUCCAUCAGCCUGAAGUGCACAAAAUGCUGAAGAAAAACAUUGACAAAGUUCUCAAUGGACGAACAGGAGUUCGCUUCUUCUUCCCUCUGUGUGGGAAAGCAGUAGAUAUGAAGUGGCUAGCAGACAUGGGCCAUUCAGUGGUUGGAGUGGAGAUUUCUGAAAAGGCUAUUCGUCAGUUUUUUGAGGAGAACAACAUGACGUACAGUGAGGAGCCUGUGCCUGCUAUACCUGGAGCAAAGGUUUACAAGAACUCAGAGAAAAACAUCUCCCUGUAUCAGUGUAACCUGUACAACUUCUCCAAUUCCAUCGAGGGUCAGUUUGGAGCAAUUUGGGACAGGGCCUCUCUCGUGGCCGUCAACCCAGGAGACAGAGAAAAGUAUGCAGCUCUCAUUAUUACUUUGAUGGCGAAUGACUGCAGAUACCUCCUGGACACUUUACUGUACAAUCCUGAUUUAUAUCAAGGGCCUCCCUUUUUCGUGCCUGAUGAGCAGGUGCAUAGUCUGUUUGGGAGCAGCUGUGGUAUAGAGUUGCUGCAGUCAGAGGAUGCUCUCACGGACAAACAACGAAAUUGGGGACUAGAUAAAUUUCUUGAAAAUGUGCACCUCAUCACGCCAAAGAGCAACUAAAGGCUCAGAGUUUAGAGAAAGAAGAAGAAAAUCCCGGGAAGGAAAAAUAAAGUGGAAAGUGAAAGUGCCUGAAAUUCAAGAGAAUUUAUAAUUCUCCUUUUUAUUUGUUGUUGUUAUGGAUCAAAUAACAUGAUCAUUAAAAAACACGAUCGUAAAA